Messenger RNA from Seminavis robusta, 900 nucleotides. The record is from the annotation of a GenBank genome assembly. NCBI's taxonomy places the organism in Eukaryota, Bacillariophyta, Bacillariophyceae, Naviculales, Naviculaceae.
AUGGCGAACGAAAUGAGCACACUUCUUCCUCGCGGUCCUCAAUCGGUCCAAGCAUCUCACGGUGUCAGCGCCACUGUAGCGCGCAUUGUGUACACACUGCUUGGUUGUACUGCAAUUGCGAUUGUGAUGGCCGCAGCAGGUCAUUCAGGUAUUCUACGAGGCCGCACUUCAGCUGCCCUGUUGGCCUUCGAUGAAACAGGCGUUCGCGUACCCACCACCAAUAUCGAUGGAAAUCCGGUGGUGAACCAGGUGUUGAGGGACGUGGCCACCAUGAAGUUCCAGAUUCAUUCGCUUGAGGAAGAAAAGAGAGCAAUGGAGGCUAAUGUAGAGCGUAUGUCAAACGACAGAAAGGAUUUGAAAGCGGAGAUGGCGACCAUGGAGGCUUCGAUGAAGGCAUUUGUAGAUGUCUUCGACGAGCAAGUCUUGCGGGAUGAUUUGCACGCACAAGUCGGCAAACUCCGGGAGCGCCUCGACAAUGACACGUCAAGGUUGAGGGAUGUCAUCGACGAACUGCGUCCAGUAUGCGAGAGCCAUGCCGAUGAUACAUCAAGCCUGUACGAUUCCAUGACCGAGCUCGAAGCUAAAAGCGACACCCAAGGCAAAGAUUUGCAAGACCUUCGAGCCGACCUUACCGAGCAUGAACGGGCGAUGAAAGCAUUUAUUCAUGAACUCAUUGAAGCAGACAGGAGCGUGAGUGACAAAGAAGGCACUGAGGGCCAGCGCGAACAAACAGAUGCGGUGGUCGCCAACGAGCAGCAAGAUAUAGCAGUACAACCAGAGAACCGAGAGCAGACCAAGAUGAAGCAUUGGAUGUCGGUGUCUCUCCUCAUUGUGGGGAUUACCGGCGGUGUUUUGGUAAUUGGAUUUGUCAUCUUGAUCGCUUUUGAUCGGUGUCGUUGA